AUGUCGACCGCUUCGCUAAGGACGCUGGGCGGGCUCACUCGCCGCGUGCGCGUGCCUGCGCGGGCCUUCACAACGACGGCGCGGCAAUUCGAGGCGGCCACCCAGAACAGCGUUCCCGUCGAGGCCGAGGCGGACUCCAAGGCCAUUUCCCAGCAGGCACCCAACAGGGUCGGAAUCUGGGCCCGCGGACAGAGGGCGAGGGCCCAGGCCAUGACGGGUCCCCGUUUCGAGCAGACCGACUUUGCCGUCCAGCCUCAACCCUACGCUGCUAUCGAGCUCAUCCACCAGCAGCCUGUCAAGUGGACGCACGACAGGAUGGUGGCCUGCGACGGCGGCGGCGGCCCUGCUGGCCACCCCAGGAUCUUUAUCAACACAGACAAGGCCGAGAUUGCCACCUGCGGCUACUGCGGAAACCCCUUUGCCAACGAGCACCACAGGAAGCACCUCGAGGCCCUCCCUGAGACAUCCUACCCCUGA
Parascedosporium putredinis is the source of this 477-nucleotide messenger RNA. The record is from the annotation of a GenBank genome assembly. Lineage: Eukaryota; Fungi; Ascomycota; Sordariomycetes; Microascales; Microascaceae.